Phyllostomus hastatus (greater spear-nosed bat) is the source of this 3258-nucleotide messenger RNA. RefSeq names its product serine and arginine rich splicing factor 12 (gene SRSF12). Bases 589 to 1089 code for a protein of 166 amino acids. The transcript has 5 exons. Gene Ontology annotation, molecular function: RNA binding. The record is from RefSeq and is a predicted model, not a curated record. Lineage: Eukaryota; Metazoa; Chordata; Mammalia; Chiroptera; Phyllostomidae.
CCGGCGGCCGCGGGCAGGCUCGGAGGGAACGAGGAAGCGAACAUGUCUCGUUACACGAGGCCCCCCAACACCUCCCUGUUCGUCAGGAACGUUGCGGACGCCACCAGAAAAUCUAAAGCAGUCCACAGUAGCUGGCAAGCGCCCCCCAGUUUGAACCAACCUGUUAGCUAGAAUCAAGCAUAAACCAAGCAGGCGAGACAAAAGGCACCUAAAGUUCAAGCGUCAAGGAGUAAAGAGGGAGGGUGGACACAAAUAUAAAGACCUGGAAGAGGGGAAGUCUUUAUCAAGGAAAAGACAAAGCCAACACCAGGUUGAGACUUCGGCUUUCCUACAUUUACUCAGAGUUCCAGAGUCAAAGCCAAGUCUGAUUUUGUUGGUUCUUCGUCUCUUAUAAAGUCCAUCUUGCACGCCUUAAAGAGUAAAAGUCAAGGUUCAAGAUCAAGUGACAUUGAGUGUCCUUAACAGCUAGUCAUAUUUGAAGAUGUUCGCGAUGCUGAAGAUGCUCUUUAUAACCUCAAUAGAAAGUGGGUAUGUGGCCGUCAAAUUGAAAUACAGUUUGCACAAGGUGAUCGCAAAACACCAGGCCAAAUGAAAUCAAAAGAACGUCACCCUUGUUCUCCAAGUGAUCAUAGGAGGUCUAGAAGCCCCAGCCAACGGAGAACUCGAAGUCGAAGUUCUUCGUGGGGAAGAAAUAGGAGGCGGUCUGAUAGCCUUAAAGAGUCUCGACACCGGCGAUUUUCUUAUAGCCAGUCUAAAUCUCGCUCCAAAUCACUACCGAGGCGGUCUACCUCAGCAAGGCAGUCAAGAACUCCAAGAAGGAAUUCUGGUUCUAGAGGACGGUCACGGUCCAAGUCCUUAGAAAAAAGGUCCAAGUCAAUGGGAAAAUCACAAUCAAGUUCACCUCAAAAGCAGACUAGCUCAGGAACAAAAUCAAGAUCACAUGGAAGACAUUCUGACUCCAUAGCAAGAUCCCCAUGUAAAUCUCCUAAAGGGUAUACCAAUUCUGAAACUAAAGCACAAACAGCAAAACACUCUCAUUUUCGAUCACAUUCCAGAUCUCGGAGUUAUCGACAUAAAAACAGUUGGUGAACAAGAGAAGAGUGCUAGGUAGUCUUUAAUAUAAGUUAUUAAACCUAUCAUUAUGUUAAAUAAAAAUCCUCAAGGCUUACAGAAAAUGUGAGUUAAUAUUAGUUACCUUGGGCAUGUGCAAGAAUAAAACCUCUCUAGCUUUGGGUUAAUAAAGAUUUGUUUUCAAAUUUGUUUUUUUCAGUCCUCACCUGAGGAUAUGUUGAUUGAUUCUAGAGAGAGAGGGAGGAGGGGAGAUAGAGAAACAUCAAUGUCAGAAACAUUGAUAAGUUGCCUGCCAUAUACACCCUGACCGGGGAUUGAACCAACAAGCUAGGUUCGUGUCCUGACCUGGGAUUGAACCUGUAACCUUUUGGUGUAUGGGAUGAUGCUCUAACCAACUGAGCGACCUGGCCAGGGUCAAGAUUUGAUCUCAGUUUAAGGAACCACACCACAAAUUAUGUGUCUGAUGUCACCACUUUAUGGAUCAUUCUUUGUUUACACUGUGGCAGAAGGGUACUUUUCAAAAAAAAUGGGUGAAAUUGAACUAAUUUAGAAAAUUCUGCUUGGAUAUUAAGUAUAGUAGUUUUCACCUUAUCAAUGGGGAUAUGUUCAAGACCGCUUUGGUUCGAUGCCUAAAACCAGAGACUGAACCAAACUCUAUAUAUUACUAUGUUUUUUCCUAUACAUACAUACCUGUGACAAUGAUUUAUAAAUUAGGCACUGUAAGAAGUAACAACUAAUGAUAAAAUAGAAUACUUAUAAUAAUAUACUUUAAUAAAAGUUACAUGAAUGUGGUCUCUCAAAAGACUGUACUGUCCUCACCCUUCUUGUGAUGGUGUGAGAUGAUUAUAGUGUCCACACAAUGAGGUAAAGCAAGGUGAUCAGAAUGGCAUGCAAUUUAAAAGCUGUAAAUUGUUUAUUUCCGGAACUUUCCAUUUAGUAUUUUUGGACCAUAGUUCAUCAUGUGUAAUUGAGACUAUGGAAAAGUGAAACUAUGGAUAAGGGGGAGACUACUGUAUUCGUAAUAUCAAUAAUACCUUUUACAAAAUAUUUUUCACUUUAAAGCACUUUCAUGUAAAAAGUGGUUAUGACUGUACAAUUGUAUAAGGCAAACUGUUUGACACCUAUGUCUAUUUUGUGUCUUCUGUUUAAACUUGGGCCAGUUCCUGGUGGAUAAAUAUUCUAAAAUUCUGACAUUCCUAAAAAGUUGCAUUUAUAUAGAGAUUAAGCAUUCAAAAGAUAGAUUCUCUCCUGAGCUUAAAAAAAAAGGUUUUAUUUUUAUGAGAUGGAAAAGCAUAGGUAAGUUGACAUUAAAUUGAAUCCAGUACUAUGUUCAUGCACUUCAGAAAUAGCAAAAUGUUCUAAAACACCGAAUUUUGAAUGGUUUGAGACUACUCUAAAAAUUACGUGCAACACUCAUAGUCCAAAUAUAUUCAUAUUAAGCCUUAUAUAUUUAAAGAGUGGUACAUUUUGUAUAAAAAUCAUAUUUUAUACCAUUAUUUCUACAUACCUACUUUUCAUCUACUGCUUAAUUUUUUUCUUUUUAAAGUUCUAGGUGAAGACUUUAAAUUGUACAGAAUACAUCUUAUUACUUUUGAAAGUGUUUAGUACCUUGUAUUAAGAAACUCAAGACUGCAGCCUCAAAAAACACCUUUGCAGUAUUCGGAUUUACAUUACACUGCCCUUCAGUUUUUAAACCAAAUAACUUUACUGCUAUUAAUUGCUUUUGUAGUAGUUAAGACUGAGAAUUUCUUUAAAAUGUGUUUGUAGUUUAUGUUUUUCAGAGGGUUUUGGUAGUAUUUGUGAUAAUUAUGAUUAUUAUAGGGGAUAUAUUUAUAGAGUUCUACUUGUGUACCUUGUUGAAUUAUAUUAAAAAGUUCUCCGCCCAUACAGUUAAUGUUUGUAUCUAUAGUGCUUAAGAAAAUCUGUCUUACAGUUUUCACAUAUAGGAACCAGCAUUGCUUCUAUUUGUUUUGAAUACAAAUUCCAUUUUUCUUUGCAUUUUCAAUCCCAUGUGUAAGAAACAACUUAACAAAAUAAUUUAUGUACUUGUAAUAUUUGGGCAAGUACCAUAAAUUCAUGUAUACUGUACUUCCUGAAUAGAAUUUCUCUAUUAAUCAUAGCAGAAGUUAUUUACAAAUUACAAUUCUUUGAAGUGUUCAGCUAUAAUAAAAUUUAGUUAUAAAAUUA